Molecule: messenger RNA, 5314 nt
Organism: Lucilia sericata (common green bottle fly)
Lineage: Eukaryota; Metazoa; Arthropoda; Insecta; Diptera; Calliphoridae
Gene: inaF-D
Product: COPII coat assembly protein SEC16
Exons: 2
Coding region: 251-1291 (346 amino acids)
Source: RefSeq, a predicted model, not a curated record
UAAUUUGUAAUUAAAUGCAUUUAUAAACUAAAAUGAAUUGAAAUAAAACGGAAACCCAACCAAAUAACAAUAAAACUCAAAAAAAAAUACAAACAAGGAAUUUAACAUAUCAAAAACCUUGGAACAUCAAAAUUGAUUUGCUACUACUACACGGUCUUCUCUUUUUUUUUACAAAUUCAAAUAAACAAAAUUAAUUAUUAAUAAAAUUUUUUGAAAAAUCAAACGGACAAAUAUAUAAACAUCAAUAAAAAUGAAUUCUAAAAUGGGUUCGUUAGAGGAAAAAGUUAAAUUACCGCCUACGGAAACUAUAAGUCGCUGCUAUCAGCCGCAGGGCAAUCGUAAGGUCAUUCGCAUUUUAACGGUAGCAGUUUAUGUUCUAUGUGUGUCUCUGGCAGCCAUAAUGUUGUCUUUGUAUUAUAUAUUCAUAUGGGAUCCAACGAUACGCCCAUUUGUUACAAAAAAUAAUAAUUGUGACAAAAUUGUGAUACCCGAAAAAAUCGCCAUACGUUUAAUCAAUUCAUCCGAAGUAACCGCCGAACAAUUCUAUAAACACAUUCUGGAACAAUAUCGUAUACUUAAUCAACUGCAACAGCAGCGUCAACAAUUUCUACAGAAACAACAUAUACAACUGCAACAAUUGGCAGCAACGGGCAAUAAAUUUCAAGAGAUAUUCGCAACAGCGACAAUAAUACAAUCAAAUCCUAAAGAUCGCAUCAAUAAACCGGUAACACCGACCAACGGUACAUUCCUGCUGGAUCCAGCAAGGCAACCACCACCACCACCGCCGCCAGAACUUGUCGAAUUACCCACACUAAAUGAACCCGAAAGAAUACCUUUGGGCAUAGAGAAAGAAACGACCGUGUUGCGGCCCAUAGAAACAUUACCCAUUCUGGAUACAUCACCGGUGUAUGGCACCAAAAGGAAAACACAUCGCAAACACUAUCAACAUCAUCGUAGGAAUCAACGUAAUCAUCAGAAACUUAAGGAAUUGGAGGAAGAGGAAAAUCUAGAGGAUAAAAUAACGGAAGAGAAAUACAAGGAGGCUGCUUUAAAUCCACCCACAUCAAUAAUACAGGAACCUCUUUACACCUCAAUACCUAUUCCCUUGAUAUUGAAUUCCAAAGAAGACAAAAGGCCCCAUCACAGUCAUGGCCACAAUGGUCAUGGUCACAUGGAGAAACGUACCAAAGCUUUGGCGCGUAAACGUAUAACCGCACCUUCCGUUUCCGGCUACGAUACAAAAUCAUAUUUGAAUCCCUUCCUAAAUGGUGAAUUAAUAUUUGAGAAAUAAAUUCUUGCAAUAAUAAAAUUUAAGGAAUUGAGUUUAAGCUAAAUAAAUUUUUUUUUGGAAAACUAUUUAUGUAUUAAUGUGCGUAACAAAAAAACAAAUACAACAUAAACCAGCCAAAUUAGUACUUUUUAGAAGAAUAAUAAAAUAAAAAUUGGGAAAAAACACGAAAUGAAAUCACACAAGGAUUUAGUAAUAGGGCGGGAUAGAACAGUGUUUUUUAAGCUAGUAAAGAAGUAUACACAAUAAGAACCGAAGAAAAUCCGACCUUAUUUUGAAACACAUGGAACCUAAGUAAUGAAUAAAAAAAAAUUUGCCAUAUCACUACCACAACACACCCACUAAAAAGAAAACUUUAUGAUAGAAACAAAACAAAAAAACGAAUAGAAAUAAUUAUACAUUUUUGGAAAUGAAACUAAACAUUAAACACACAUUUGAGACGCAUACAAUAUUUUGAGGUUAUAAAUUAAAAAUUAUUUAAGGUUAGGAUUGAGCUAUAAUGAAUCCGAAUGUGACAUCAGAAUUUCUCCAUUUUUAUAUCUUUCACCUUCGUGGGAAGGGUAUAUACAGUUUGUAUAUAGUAAAUAAGUUUGUCAUUCUCUUUGUAAUUUCUCUAAUAUUAUUUUCGGGCCACUUAAAGAAUAUAUAUUCCGGAUUACGGAAUAGAUUACGGAAUCGAUUAAACUAUGUCCGUCCGUCCAUCCGUAUAAUUGGUAAAAUCCAUUUUCUAAAGACCUCAGAUAUCUUCGGGUUCUAAAUUUUCAAUAAUUCUGUCUGACAUGCUUUCGAGAAGAACGCUAUUUAAAAUUAGCAAAAUCGGUUCAUAAAUAAAGGAGAUAUGAACAAAAAUCCUAGACAACCUUUGGAAAUUUCAUUAAAAGUAAUUACAUAAAGUAAUUAUUUACAUUUUCUAUGACAAUUACUUGUAAUGUGUAAUUGAGCAUUAACCAAUUAAAAUUACUUGUAAUUUAGUUUUUUCCAAUUACAAUUACUUGUAAUGUUAAUUAAACUUUUACCAAUUACUUGUAAUUAAAGUUUACAAAUCACAAUUAUUUGUAAUUUAGGUAUAACUUGAGCAUUACCAAUUAAAACUACUAGUAAUUGAAGUUUUUCAAUUACAAUUACUUGUAAUGUUAAUUGAACUUUUAACAAUUACUUGUAAUUGAAGAUUGCCAAUCACAAUUACAAUUACUUGUAAUUUAGGUAUUACUAAAGUUUGCAAUUACAACUACAAGUAAUUGUAAUUGGCUAAACUUCAUUUACAAUUACAAGUUAUUGUAAUUUUUAAAGCUCAGGCACGGGGGGUAAUGGUUACACAAAGUAUUUAAUUACAUGGUCAAUUACAAUUACUUGUAAUGUGUAAUUGAGCAAUAACCAAUUACAAAUACUUGUAAUUGCAAUUGAAUUUUUUUCAAUUACAAUUACUUGUAAUAUGUAAUUGACCAAAAAUCAAUUACAAUUACUUGUAAUUGAAGUUUAGCUAAUUACAAUUAUUUUGUAAUUGUAAUUGAAGUUUCUAAUUAAAAUUACUUGUAAUUGUAAUUAAAGUAUUACUAAUUACAAAUUACAUGUAAUUAUAAGGAACAAAAUUCACAAUUACAAGUAAUUGUAAUUGGAAAUUAUUUAAUUACAAUUAUAAGUAAUUUUAAUUGGCAAAAUUUAAAUUACAAUUACAAAACUUCAAUUGCAAUUACAAAGAAUGGUAAUUGGCAAAGCUUCAAUUACAAUUACAAGUAAUUGCAAUUGUAAUUGUAAUUAGUAUAGUUUCAAUUACAAUUACUUCAAAUAUAAUUGAAAAUGUAGUCAUUACCCCCCCAAGCCUGGUAAAGCUUCAAUUACAAUUACUUCAAAUUUAAUUGUAAUUGAAAAUGUAAUCAUUACCCCCCAAGCCUGUAGGGAAAUUAAGCAGGGAUGGGAAACAAAAUCAAUUUCUUAAAUCUUUAUAAAUUAAUCCACAAGUAUGGUCGAUUUUGUUUGUAACGGAGAUUAAACCUUUAGUUUUAAGUCAACAGAUAGGGCUUUCAAAGGACAAAAGCGAUUUUAUCAACAAAGAUGUCUUUGCUCUGUUAUAAAGACCCGAAUAUAGUCAGUUUUUAGAACACAAUAUCUUUAAAAACCUGAUGGAGAAAUUCGGGUUUAGAGCUGCUCAAUCCUUAAGAAAAAUAUACUUUAGUCUACGGUUUAAAAACUUGUUAGCCUGUUAAUCGUUUGGAUUCAUACCCAAAGAAAUCUAACGAUACAGUUCUCAUUUAGUUAAAAAUAUCUUUAAUGUAAAAACAUUUUGAUAUUAAAACAUUAGGGAAUUCAUAUGAAAUGAUCUAAUGAUUAGUAUAUUAAGUAAUAUAUUGGCUAGUCUAUGAACUAGUCUGUAGGCUAAGGCCGAGUGGAUAGACUAUUUCAUAUAAUAGCCAAAAGUCUAGUUACAAGACUAACAAAUAACCUGUACUAUCGACUUGUCAUUAGAUUACUUAAUGGACCAGUUAAUAUACUAGUUUACAAAGGAGUCUAUAAACUAGUACAUAGGCUAGACUACAGCCUAAUAGGGCCUAUAGGGUAAUCUAUAGAAUAGUCAAUUUGACAAUGUAUUGCAUCCUUAAAGUUAUAUGUUUUGCAACUAAUAAUCAAAUAAUAGAUAUACUAACGAGAUCCUGAACCUAACCUGAGUACGGAUUAUACAAUUUUUUUUUUUUUUUUCAGUGUAAAACUGCAAAACAUUAAUAUUUCUUUAAAUUUUUACAGUAAAUGGAGCUAAGAAAAGGAAAGAAUUUGAAAAAUUUUGUAAACCUAAAUCAAUUUCAUAUGAUUAGAAUAUAAUUCCACUAUGAUUACAGUAUACUUCACAGAGAGUAAAAAUAAGUUCUCUGACUGGAGUUAUUUAGUUUACAAAUACAAUAUAAGCGUUAGCGGAGCGUUUUUCCGCACGGAAAAACGUUUAACUUACACAGAUUUCUUAUAAAAUACAGGGUUUUUGAAUUAUAACCUCAAACUAUAGAGUCAAACACUAUUAUUUAUUAGUUGAUCAAACAAUUACCAAAAAAAAUAUCAUUAUUAAACAAGAAAUUUAGAAAAUUUAUAUAUAUGAAACAAAAAUUAUAACCUAAGAAAUAUAUAAGAAAAAAAAACCUUUUAGUCCAAACCCAUUUAUCCAAGCCUCACUACACCCAACAAAUAAAUAAAUAAAUAAUAAAGAAUAAACAAAACACCACGCAUAUUUUUUAGUGAUAUUUAAACAAAUACAAAACAAGAAAUUUAUAAAAAAAAUAAUAAAAACCAAAAAAGAAAAAAAUAUAUAAACUAUUUCAUAAUAUAAAUCACCUAACCUUUCACUCACUCUCGCUCACUGGCUCAAUCAAUCACUAUUAAUUCACUCACUUACUCACUCUACACUUCAAAAAAGAAACUAUUUCUAUCUUUCUAAAAAGAAUUCAAUUCUAAAAAAUCACCGCAACAACAAAAACAACAACACCAUACAAUAACAAAUAUUUAGUCUGAAAUCAAAAAGAAUAAUUAUUAAAUUAAAUAUUUAUUACGAAGAAAAAAAACAAGAAAACGAAAUGAAAAAUCACCGCAUUUUUUAUUGGUAAAUGGGUCUUUAAGUGCGAAAACAAAACAAAAAUAAAUAAAAAAUUAACAGAAAAUAAAAAACUGAAAAUCAAUGUAUACCACUACCUAUAUAUUUAAAUAAAAUAAAAUGAAUAAUAACCAUAAAUACAAUAAUUACAAAUUGGCCUAAAUAAAAUUUAUAUGUGAAAAAAAAAAAAACAAAACAAACAAUUAUAUAGUGAAAUAAACUAAAAGAAAACAAGAAAACCAAAAACUAAAUGUAUCGAUAUUUAUUCAACUAUAGUGUACCUAAAUGUCAUUAAAAAAAAGAAUAAGAAAACAAAACAAAAUAAACAAUACAUCAACGGAAAUUAUAUGGAAAAUGCUAAGCAAAAUAAUAAAACUGAGAGUAAAAAUGAUUUUAAAGGAAAACCAAAGCGAAUGGAAUCGGCUGAAAUAAAAACUAAAAUGUUAAAAAAACAA